GACUCUAUUUACAUACUGUUGGUGUUCACCAUGGCGGUUUAUAAGUGGCUAAAAUUCUACCGAACGCUGAGCGAGAUCAAGGCAGAGGUGGAGGCGGUGAUCAAGAGCGGGCGGCGCGCGGCCGACGGCGCGCCCGACCUGUCGCGCCGCGUCGACCAGCUCAAGGAGCUCUACAACCGGCUCGGCGCACAGGUGACGGACGCCAAGGGCAAGCUGGAGGGCGCGCUGCUGCACGCGCGCGAGCUGCACGCCGACCUGGCCGAGCUGGCGCCGCGCCUCGACGCGCUCGUGGCCAGCCCCGCUCCUCGCGCUGUGAGUACACGCACGUCCACCUGUCAUCGAGGGCGAGCUGGAGCGCUGCUGCAGGCGAGCUGCACGCCGACCUGGCCGAGCUGGCGCCGCGCCUCGACGCGCUCGUGGCCAGCCCCGCUCCUCGCGCUCUGGAGCGCUGCUGCAGGCGAGCUGCACGCCGACCUGGCCGAGCUGGCGCCGCGCCUCGACGCGCUCGUGGCCAGCCCCGCUCCUCGCGCUGGCGAGCUGGAGCGCUGCUGCAGGCGAGCUGCACGCCGACCUGGCCGAGCUGGCGCCGCGCCUCGACGCGCUCGUGGCCAGCCCCGCUCCUCGCGCUGUGAGUACACGCACGUCCACCUGUCAUCGAGGGCGAGCUGGAGCGCUGCUGCAGGCGAGCUGCACGCCGACCUGGCCGAGCUGGCGCCGCGCCUCGACGCGCUCGUGGCCAGCCCCGCUCCUCGCGCUGGCGAGCUGGAGCGCUGCUGCAGGCGAGCUGCACGCCGACCUGGCCGAGCUGGCGCCGCGCCUCGACGCGCUCGUGGCCAGCCCCGCUCCUCGCGCUGUGAGUACACGCACGUCCACCUGUCAUCGAGGGCGAGCUGGAGCGCUGCUGCAGGCGAGCUGCACGCCGACCUGGCCGAGCUGGCGCCGCGCCUCGACGCGCUCGUGGCCAGCCCCGCUCCUCGCGCUGGCGAGCUGGAGCGCUGCUGCAGGCGAGCUGCACGCCGACCUGGCCGAGCUGGCGCCGCGCCCCGACGCGCUCGUGGCCAGCCCCGCUCCUCGCGCUGUGAGUACACGCACGUCCACCUGUCAUCGAGGGCGAGCUGGAGCGCUGCUGCAGGCGAGCUGCACGCCGACCUGGCCGAGCUGGCGCCGCGCCUCGACGCGCUCGUGGCCAGCCCCGCUCCUCGCGCUGGCGAGCUGGAGCGCUGCUGCAGGCGAGCUGCACGCCGACCUGGCCGAGCUGGCGCCGCGCCUCGACGCGCUCGUGGCCAGCCCCGCUCCUCGCGCUGUGAGUACACGCACGUCCACCUGUCAUCGAGGGCGAGCUGGAGCGCUGCUGCAGGCGAGCUGCACGCCGACCUGGCCGAGCUGGCGCCGCGCCUCGACGCGCUCGUGGCCAGCCCCGCUCCUCGCGCUGGCGAGCUGGAGCGCUGCUGCAGGCGAGCUGCACGCCGACCUGGCCGAGCUGGCGCCGCGCCUCGACGCGCUCGUGGCCAGCCCCGCUCCUCGCGCUGUGAGUACACGCACGUCCACCUGUCAUCGAGGGCGAGCUGGAGCGCUGCUGCAGGCGAGCUGCACGCCGACCUGGCCGAGCUGGCGCCGCGCCUCGACGCGCUCGUGGCCAGCCCCGCUCCUCGCGCUGGUGCCUCCCCGGCCCGGCAAGCGCUGGAACUCGAACUUUCCCGACUGGAAGCCACACACGACCGCCUGAACGCCAACUACCGGCACUUCGCCGAGCUGUGCGAGCCCACCCAGCUGCAGGAGCUCAAGCAGCAGGUGGACGCCAUCAACCAACGCUGGGACGAGGCGCGGCGCCGCGCGGGCGGCCCGAGGGAGCCGGCCCUGCGCCGCCUGGUAGCUGACGCUGAUGCUGAGUUAGCUGCGAACACCGCGCCGUCAGCCGCUCGCUUGACCCAGCUUGAAAAAGAACUCCGAGGGAGAGCGGCCGAGGUGGCGGCGCUCGAUGACGCGGCGCUCACGGCCACAUACGACCGUCUGCUGCAGAAGAUUGAGAACAUAGAUGAAAUUCAGAAGUUUUGGGAGAUAGAGGAGGUAGCUGAACAAUCAGAGCUAUCCUCCGAAGAUCAGCAAUGCAUCGACUUCUAUCAGUCAACCACACAAAGAAGGGAAGACGGAAGAUACGAAGACAUUCAGAAUCUCAUCAUCAAGUGGAGACAACAUCGUUUCGCGUUUACAGCUGAUCUCGAAAAGAUGUUUAGACAAAUCUGGCUGAGUGAAAAAGACCAAGACUUGCAGAGGAUCAUGUGGCGUGAUCAUCCUACAGAUCAGCUUAGGGAGUACAAACUAUCCACUGUUACUUACGGGACGAAAGCAGCGCCAUUUCUUGCCAUGAUGACGCUUAAACAGUUGGCUCAGGAUGAAAGGCCGAACUUUCAAAAUAGUUCAGCUCCAAGCGUCCUCGAGGAGUCCUUCUACAUGGAUGACCUAAUCCAUGGUUCACAUUCGCUAGAAGCAGCUAAGCAAUUGCAAAACGAUAUGAUCAAUCUUUUAAAAUCAGGAGGAUUCCAUCUACGAAAAUGGAAGUCCAAUGCACCUGAACUUCUGGAAGGUGCCGCCGCUCGCCCGGUCAAAGAGGAAGCGCUCGAAUACGAGAAAGUGACGGACACGAUCAAACGUCGGCUCGAAAGUCCCGUCGACACGCCCGACACCGAGAAACCUGAAUUGAAAAAGUCAAAAAUACCUCUGGCGUUGAACAGUCCGGUGCCGAUCCGCCGCGAGGUCAAGGAGGGCGGCUGCCGGAGCCGCGGCUCCUCGCUCGAGCGGGUGAAGUCCAAGGCCGGUAGCCCCUGCGCCGACAGCCUGGUCAGCGGCAUGUCCUUCGACUCCAUAGAGCCUCCCCCGUCCCUCCCCUCCACGCCCGGGACGCCCAAGAAAGACAGCAGCACGUUUAAUCUCUUGAAGGACAGCGACCUGUUCACUCAGAUAUCGAAAAAUAAAAUCGAGCCAUCCGAACCUAAACCAGUUCUAGAUGACAAACCGAAGGUAUCUCCCUGUCACGUGGUGGCGAUAAAGGAACACGAAAUUGUAAAAGCGACCGUAAGUUCGCCCGAGCCGGCCAGCAACAUUGAGACCGCGGUGGAAUUUGUCCCGCAGAGAGUUGAGACCGUUGAAAUAGUUGACGACACGGAGGGUGAUUCGGCCAGUGCCUCCUCGGAUUCGGAAGAGAAGCAGGAAGUCAAUAGGCGCCCGUCGGUAGAUUUGGGCUCGGAGCCGAAGACCUUCGUCGUUGAAGUGCGUACACUGGAGCAGCGCAUGCGGCCCACCCUCGGAGUUAUCAUGCGAAAGAGCGCUGAAGAUAAUGCGAAUGUUCCCGACUUGAUCCCCUCGGUUGAGAAACGAAACGAUCUCGACUUUUCCACCCAGACUCCUCCCUGUACUCCAAUGGAAGAGGGAGAUAUGUCUCCACUGGACGACGCAGCUCUUAAACGUAACAUUCAACACGUAAGAGAGGAUGAAGCCAACGAAUAUCUGAUUCUCGAGGAUGCUGUGUCUGAGUCUAUUCCAUCAACUGGGGACUCCAGCCCAUCGACUAAGGAAUCUAGUCCGUCGAUUAAGGAAUCUAUUCCAUCGACUAAGAAACCUAGUCUUUCAACUAAGGAAUCUUCUCCUUCGACUGAGGUGUCUAGUCCUUUGACUAAAGAGGUUGAUACUGCUAAAGCGGAGGAGAAAGUGGACGUCCCAGAGUAUACAUACCCAUCCGAUUCUAGUGCUAAGUCGGCCGACAACGAAACGACAUCGAACGAUCACGAAGAGGAGGCGAUUUAUUCCGAAGUCGAAGAAACUGCUCAGACGGCGGCGUCGCCGGGCGCGCCGCUGUGCGCGCCGCUGUGCGCGUCGACGCCGGUGCGGGCGGCCACGGUGGUGGGUGUGUCGCACAAGGCACCCGCUUCACCCGUGUCCCCGGUUCCGCCAUCGCCUGUCGCCAGCCCCGUUGCUGAGAAGUACCAGAGGACUGACGACUUUGACGAUAGCGUGGAGAGCGCCCCCACGCCGACUGCAGCAGAAGCUGCAGCGACAGCGGCGGAAUCGGAGGCGGCGGCGGGCGCGCUGCGGGCGCGGUUCGGGCGCGGCGCGGACGCGGGCGCGUGCGCGUGGGCGGGCCGCGCGGCCGCCAUGUGCCGCCGCAUGGACGUCAUGCUGCUCACGCUGGCCGCCGCCGCCGCCGAGCGCGACCCCGGCAAGCGGCUCGAGAUCUUAAAGAACCAACUGGGAGCCAUCGCCCCUGACGCGGCAGAGUUGAUUUCCCAUGGAGAUUCACUGGUGUAUGACAAGCACAAGGACGAUCCUCUCCUCGCUGACUACAUACAGACGCAUUACCAGGACAAACUCCGCAACAAAUGGUCAGUGGUGAUGUCGGAGAUCGAGACGAAGCGCAACCUCGCCAUGAAGGCGGAGGACGACAUCAAGGAGCUGGCGCGGCUGACGGAGCAGCUGCGCGCCGCCGCCGCCGCCGGACCGCCGGACGAGACUGAAGCGGCGGCGUUGGAGGCGGCGGCGGAGCGCGCGGCGGCACUGGCUCGGGAUUUGCGCGCGCAACGAGUGGCCUUCGACGAGCGCGCGCUGGCCGAGGCUCUGGCCAGCUGGAACAAGAUCACUGAAGCGCAGGCCAGGGACAGCAACCAGAAACCGGACGGCGUGGAGAUCCGCGCGGCGGAGCUGGUGACGCGCGUGAACCGCGUGCGCGAGUGCGUGGCGGGCGCGCGCGCGCUGCUGCGGGCGCCGCCGCUGGGCGCGCGCGACUACGACGACUUCCCGCUGCAGGAGGACGCGCUGGCCCGAGUCAAAACCGCGCUGGCUGAAGCCACAUCCAGCUGUGAGGAGUGCGAGAAGGAGUUCUCGUGGGUGCAGCGGCGCGCGCGGCCCGAGACCAAGGCCCGCGCUGCUCGUCUACGUGACAAGAUGAACGACGAGCUCAAACAGCUCAAUGAGGCCUUCGAAGAACGCCGGGAGAAGUGGUCAAAGUGCCAAGGCGUGUGGGCAGGGCUAUAUGCUGCCUUAGAGCAAUGCGGCGAGUGGCUGGACGGCUGCGAGCGCGCGCUGGCCGCCGCGGCCGCGCCCAGCUUACCCUUCAAGGACCUCAAGCAGAAGGUGCGCGACCUCGACCAGCAGAUGACGUCACGACGCGCGCAAGUAGAAGCGGCGCGUGCGGGCGGGCGCGCGGUGGUGGGCGCGUGCGGCGUGCCGCUGGCGCGCGACGUGCAGGACCAGCUGGACGCGCUCAACGAGCGCUGGCACGCCGCGCACGCCGCGCUGCACCACCUCAACACCAGGACCAGCUGGACGCGCUCAACGAGCGCUGGCACGCCGCGCACGCCGCGCUGCACCACCUCAACACCAGGUAUGACGUCACGACGCGCGCAGGGGGGCGCGUGCGGCGUGCCGCUGGCGCGCGACGUGCAGGACCAGCUGGACGCGCUCAACGAGCGCUGGCACGCCGCGCACGCCGCGCUGCACCACCUCAACACCAGGGGGGCGCGUGCGGCGUGCCGCUGGCGCGCGACGUGCAGGACCAGCUGGACGCGCUCAACGAGCGCUGGCACGCCGCGCACGCCGCGCUGCACCACCUCAACACCAGGUAUGACGUCACGACGCGCGCAGGGGGGCGCGUGCGGCGUGCCGCUGGCGCGCGACGUGCAGGACCAGCUGGACGCGCUCAACGAGCGCUGGCACGCCGCGCACGCCGCGCUGCACCACCUCAACACCAGGAUCAGCGCCACCGAAGCCACGGCGGUGAUGCGCGAGGGCGGCAGCGCGUGGGCGGGCGGCGCGCGCGCACAGCUGCAGCUGGUGCGGGACCUGCUGCUGCACACCAGCCCCAAUCCCUCCGACCACACCAGCCUCGCCAUCCGCCUCAGCCUCGUCAAGGUGAGCGCGCGCACAGCUGCAGCUGGUGCGGGACCUGCUGCUGCACACCAGCCCCAACCCCUCCGACCACACCAGCCUCGCCAUCCGCCUCAGCCUCGUCAAGGUGAGCGCGCGCACAGCUGCAGCUGGUGCGGGACCUGCUGCUGCACACCAGCCCCAAUCCCUCCGACCACACCAGCCUCGCCAUCCGCCUCAGCCUCGUCAAGCCUCGCCAUCCGCCUCAGCCUCGUCAAGCUGCAGCUGGUGCGGGACCUGCUGCUGCACACCAGCCCCAAUCCCUCAGACCACACCAGCCUCGCCAUCCGCCUCAGCCUCGUCAAGCUGCAGCUGGUGCGGGACCUGCUGCUGCACACCAGCCCCAAUCCCUCCGACCACACCAGCCUCGCCAUCCGCCUCAGCCUCGUCAAGCUGCAGCUGGUGCGGGACCUGCUGCUGCACACCAGCCCCAAUCCCUCCGACCACACCAGCCUCGCCAUCCGCCUCAGCCUCGUCAAGCUGCAGCUGGUGCGGGACCUGCUGCUGCACACCAGCCCCAACCCCUCCGACCACACCAGCCUCGCCAUCCGCCUCAGCCUCGUCAAGAUACAGUAA
This is a messenger RNA of Ostrinia nubilalis (European corn borer), 6492 nucleotides long. RefSeq lists its product as uncharacterized. The transcript is spliced from 30 exons. Bases 31 to 6492 code for a protein of 2153 amino acids. NCBI's taxonomy places the organism in Eukaryota, Metazoa, Arthropoda, Insecta, Lepidoptera, Crambidae. The record is from RefSeq and is a predicted model, not a curated record.